Etheostoma spectabile (orangethroat darter) is the source of this 1750-nucleotide messenger RNA. RefSeq names its product NACHT, LRR and PYD domains-containing protein 9C-like. The record is from RefSeq and is a predicted model, not a curated record. The transcript is spliced from 13 exons. Gene Ontology annotation, molecular function: protein binding. The annotation marks the transcript as partial. Lineage: Eukaryota; Metazoa; Chordata; Actinopteri; Perciformes; Percidae.
ACUGACUCCAGAUCAGAAGAUGAGUGGUUGGAGAGAAGAGGAGGACGGAUCAGAGUCUGGAGGAUCAGACUGGUGGUCUAUGAAGACCCGGUCCCAGAGAUCCUUCUCCAGACCUCAGUGAUGAACCUGGACCCUCAUACCCCAAAGGUCCCAUCAGACCACUCGCUGCCUCCAGACUUCUCUUCAUCUUUGACGGCCUGGAUGAAAAAGAGACUUUCACUGGAUUUCAACAACGAUGAGGCUGUUCCUGAUGUCACACACAAGUCCUCAGUCAACCUGCUGUUGACAAACCCCAUCCCAGGGAAGCUGCUUCCCUCGCUCUCUGUCUGGAUCACUUCCCGACCUGCAGCAGCCAUCAGAUCCCUCCUGCAUGUGUUGACAGACCAGAGAGGAGAGCUGCCCAAGACCCUGACUGACAUGUACUCCCACUUCCUGCUGGUUCAGACAAAAGAGGAGAAGCUCAAGUAUGCUGAGGGACAUGAGACGAGUCACACAGGAGCUGAUGGGCCAAGCAUCAACAUCUUCCACUGUCUGAACGGAGAUGAAGGGACCACUCAGUCCCCCAGGAGAUCCAAGAGUUUCCUGAAGUCAGAGAACAGAUCUAGAGAAGAAGAACUCUCUGAGAUCCACUGUUCAGCGCUCUGGCAGGCUACAUGCAGCGAGUCAGGUGUCAAGAGUGGUCUGGAAAAGGGACCCACCACCCCCGUCUGCCACUCCUUAGGCACCGUCCCAGGCUUCCACGCAACGUUUAUUAACUGUAACCUCUCUGAGGCUGAGUGGGAAGUCGUGUUCUCAGCUCUGAAGUCCAACCCCUCCCAUCUGAGAGAGCUGGACCUGAUAAACAACCUGGAGGAUUCAGCCGUGGAGCGUCUGUGUGCUGGACUGCAGAGUCCAAACUGUAGACUGGAGACUCUGAGAUUGGUCGGCUGCAGUUUGUCAGAGACCAGCUGUGCUUCUCUGGUCUCAGCUCUGAAGUCCAACCCCUCCCAUCUGAGAGAGCUGGACCUGAGUACCAACAAGCUGCAGGAUUCAGGACUGGAGCUGCUGUGUGGUUUUCUGGAGAGUCCAGACUGUAGACUGGAGACUCUGAGAUUGAGGUAUUGCAGGUUGUCAAAGACCAGCUGUGCUUCUCUGGUCUCAGCUCUGAAGUCCAACCCCUCCCAUCUGAGAGAGCUGGACCUGAGUAUCAAUGAGCUGCAGGAUUCAGGACUGGAGCUGCUGUGUGGUUUUCUGGAGAGUCCAGACUGUAGACUGGAGACUCUGAGUAUGAGGGGCUGCAGGUUGUCAGAGACCAGCUGUGCUUCUCUGGUCUCAGCUCUGAAGUCCAACCCCUCCCAUCUGAGAGAGCUGGACCUGAGGGACAACAAGCUGCAGGAUCCAGAUGUGAAGCAGCUGCGUGAUCUUGUGGAGAGUCCAGACUGGAGACUGGAGACUCUGAGGGUGGAUGACAGAGUCUACAGGGCUGCACCUGCCAGACAGGAAGCAGAUCCGUCCCCGUCAAAGACAGACCCUGAUGUGUGUGAGGACAGCAGAGAGGACCAGCUGUCUCCUGAUGGUCCAGAGAGGUUGAAGCAGCAGCUUGUGUGUGGAGAGGCUCCAUACAGAUGAAAUGUCCCCCUUCACAGCUGAGCUGCUGACUGAGUCUGGAGAGACUUCAUACAGGUUCAGGUGUCCUGGUCCAGGUGUGUUCCGGUGUGCUGUGACUGGACUGGUGUUUGUUAUGACCCAGGAGGGCGAGCUGCGGUACAAC